This is a messenger RNA of Prunus mume (Japanese apricot), 1499 nucleotides long. Its product is annotated as zinc finger CCCH domain-containing protein 11-like. Gene Ontology annotation, cellular component: cytosol. Lineage: Eukaryota; Viridiplantae; Streptophyta; Magnoliopsida; Rosales; Rosaceae. Gene Ontology annotation, biological process: cytoplasmic translation. The record is from RefSeq and is a predicted model, not a curated record. Gene Ontology annotation, molecular function: mRNA binding; metal ion binding.
GAACAACACGCUGGUCCUACCCUGUUCACUAUACGCCAUUCGCUCCUCCUUCUCAAAAGGUGCACAGAGAGGGCUCUCGAAAACCCUAAUUGCCAUAUCUGACUCAAACUUAAGCAAAUCUGCACCGGAAGUUGGUAACUUUAUUCAUUUCGGAAACCACAGAUUGCUCUAGCUUUCCCUUUUCUUUUUCUAUUUUUGUUCGUUUGUUGAAUUCGAAGUAGCCAUGCCGCCAAAGGCAUCGAAGGCCGACUUGGCAAAGAAGCAGAAGGUCGUGGAGGACAAGACCUUUGGUCUGAAGAACAAGAACAAGAGUAAGAAUGUCCAGAAGUACGUACAGAAUCUCAAGCAGUCAGUCCAGCCCAAAGUAGACCCAACCAAAGCCAAGAAAAAGAAGGAGGAAGAGAAAGCCAAAGAGAAGGAGCUUAAUGAUUUGUUCAAGGUUGCUGUUAGUCAGCCAAAAGUGCCAGCUGGUGUUGAUCCCAAGUCUAUAUUGUGCGAGUUUUUCAAGGUUGGGCAAUGUACUAAGGGAUUUAAGUGCAAGUUUUCCCAUGAUUUGAAUGUUCAGAGGAAGGGUGAAAAGAUUGAUAUUUACAGUGAUAAGCGCGAUGAUGAAACAAUGGAGGAUUGGGAUCAAGAGACGUUGGAGAAGGUUGUGGAGUCAAAGAAGAAUGAGUAUAACCAGAAUAAGCCCACCGAGAUUGUUUGCAAACACUUCUUGGAAGCAGUGGAAAAGAAGCAGUAUGGUUGGUUUUGGGCUUGUCCAAAUGGUGGAAAAGAGUGCCAUUACAGACAUGCUCUUCCUCCUGGUUAUAUUUUGAAGUCUCAGAUGAAGUCACUUCUUGAUGAAGAGUCUGAAAAAAUUGCCAUUGAGGAUGAGAUCGAAAAUCAGCGUGCAAAAGUUACAACCUGUACUCCAAUGACCACUGAUUUGUUCAUGCAAUGGAGGAAGAAAAAGACAGAAGAGAAAGAGGCUGGCCUGGCUGUACAACGAGCAGAUAGGGCUAAGAAUGACCGCAUGAGUGGUCGUGAGUUGUUUCUUGCGGAUGCUAGCGUGUUUGUGGAUGAUGCUGAAGCUUAUGAAAAAUACCAGAGACAAGAACCUGAGGCUGCUGAAGAGAAGAUCAAAGACAACUCAGCAGCAGCAGGACCAAGCGCCUCUACUAGUGUGGCAGGUUCCGAAGAAGUCCCCAUCGAUGAUGAUGGUGACGAUGACGAUGACGACGAUGAGUUGGACAUGGAUGAGUUAAAUGAACUUGAAGCAAGUUUGUCAAGAACAUCCAUUCAGAUAAGGGAACCAGGUAUAGAGGCAUCUUGAAGAGGGGGAGAAGUGAGUUUAUUGCUAGCGAGGGACUGAAAGAGACUAUAACCAGAAAUGUGAGGAAAUAAUGUAUUAUUUGUCCUGGGAUGUUUUUUAUUUGUAUUUUUUUAUGCUAAAUUCUUGGUUCUCGGGAUGUGGCUUAAUGUUUUAUGCAAGGAAAAAAAAUCCAAAUUUUGAUUCA